Closterium sp. NIES-67 is the source of this 8175-nucleotide messenger RNA. Lineage: Eukaryota; Viridiplantae; Streptophyta; Zygnematophyceae; Desmidiales; Closteriaceae. The record is from the annotation of a GenBank genome assembly.
ACCCAGAUGCUGCUGAGCUGAGCCGAGUGGCAAUGUACAGUAUGUAGUGGAGGAAUUUAGGAGGCAUCCAUCUGUCCAUGCCUUAGUGGUUCGGGUCGGAAUAUUUAUGCUCUGGACUUUCUGUACUUCCUGCUGUGCAUGCUCGCUCUCUCCCCGUGCAUUGCGCGCUCCACGCCGGCAUUCCCAAGGUUAUGUGCGGCCGUGGGUCAAGAGUUCCACGCGCGGAUAAGCCGCUUGGCUUCCCUCAUCCACGUCGCCUCGUGCUUUCAAGUUAACGUAGACGGAUUCCGUUUACGCCCGCGUCUCGUCAUCCGGCAGUUUCUGCGCUCGAUCUGCUCAUUCCGCUGCUCUGUUGACCUGCCUUUGCUCCUUCGCGGAUCACGCCCUACUACUACCGCACAAUCACGCGCUUACUCCUCUCCGCGUGAACCUGCACGUUCCGCCCGUCUGUGAUCGCACGCGGACCAGACACACCGGACCCACAUUGGCGCGUUCGCUCGUUCCGGAGCCCACCACUCCGCCAUGGCCAGCAGUAGCGGCGGCGGCGGGAGCGGCGGAGGCAGUGCGCGGUCGGUGCGCGAGCUCAAGAGCAUGUUCGGAAAGCCUGCCGCGCCGUCAGCCGCCGCUUACGUCAGCAAGCUGCAGGCCGUGACGGCUAAGGACCAGCCCGGGGGCCAGGGUGGCGGAAAACCGGCGGAGGAUUCCCCCCUCUCCGCGGCGCAGCAGGCGUUCCGCUCCCCCUCGCCGCUGGCGCUUCCCCACCAGCAGGAGAAGGGGAUUCCGGCCAGCGCCUCGCUUCCGCCAAAUGCGCGUUCCGCCUCCCCUUCCCCCAUCCCCGCGCGCACCAUCCUCACCACCCCUUCCCAGCUCGCCCCCCAGCCUUCCCCCUCCCAACCCGCUGUCAGCAGCAAGCCUGCAGCGGGCGCGGAGGAGCGGGGCGGAGGCGGAGGGGCAGGCGGAAGGGAGGCGGGGACGGCUAGCGCGGUGCACACACAGCUGAGCAGCGACCAGGCAGCGCGCCUGAAGCAAGCAGAGGAGAGCCUCGAGGCGACCAACUACGAGCUGGCGGCGCUGCGGGCGAAGCACAACGAGAAGACGGCGCGGCUCAAGGCGCUGCAGGAGAGCAAUGUGACGCUCAAGCACAAGGCCAAGGGGCUGGAGGCUACCCUAACGGCGGCAGAGGCCGAGAUAGCUCGAUUCGAGGAGGAGAAGGAGGAGGUGCGGAGGAGGGUGGAGGAGGAGGAGGCGGGGAAGCGGGAGGCGGCCGUGCACAGUGCCCUGGAGCGGCAGCAGGAGGAGCGAAUCGCCCCGCUGCAGUCCGCGCUAGAGACGCUGGACGCCGCCCAUGAGGGCGCGAUGAAAGAGCUGGUGCUGCUAAGAGAGUCUUUUAAAGCGGCGGUGGAAGAGGGUAAGCAUUUGCGGGCGAGGCAGGCGGAGGGGGAGGCGCAAGUGGUGGCGCUUAGGGAAAUGCAGGAGGUGGUUCUGGGGGACUUGGACUCGUUAAGAGCUCGCCAUGAUACAGUGUGUAAGGAGUUGGAGGAGGAGAGGGAGGGGAGGGAGAGGGAGAGGGGGGAAGGGAAGGAGUUGAGGGAGAGGGCGGAAAGAUUGGAAAUGGAGAAUGCUAAGUGGGAGGGGAGGAUGGCUGAGGAGAGGAGGUUGAGGGAGGAGUUGGGGGGGGAGGUGGAGAGAGAGAAGAGGGGGAGAGCAGAGGCAGAGGGGAGGUUGGAGGCGGCACGGGAGGAGAGAGAGGGGGAGAAGAAGGCGAGAGAGGAGGUGCAAGAGGUGUGUGAGGGGUUGAGGAAGGAUAUAGAGCGGUUGGAGGGAGAGGUGGGGGCGUUAAAGGCAGGGAGAGACGAGGUGGGGAGGCUACUGGCUGGGGCUGAGGCGGGAAGGGAGGAGGAGGCAAAGGCGGUGGAGCGAGUGAGAGAGGAGAAAGAGGAGGCGGAGAAACAGCUGGGGGGGUUGAGAGAGGAGCACGGGAGGGUACAGGGGGAGCUGGAUGCGCUAAAAGAGAAGCACACUAGCAAGGAGGCGGCGUUUGAUACGCUAGUGGUGAGCCAUGGUGCCAUGGCUGCUGCUGUGGAGGCGAUGAGGGGCGAGAUGGAGGAGAAGGCUCGGCAGGCGGAGGCUGCUGCCAAGACUGCGGACGAGGCUCGGCAGCAGAUGCUGGAGGCUCGGGCCGAGGCUGAGAAGGUGCAGGGGGAACUGGAGAAGGUGGUAUCUGAGGUGGGGAAGGUGAGGGGGGAAUUGGCGGAUAGGGAAAAGGAGGUGGGGGAGAUGAGGGAGAGGCAUGAGAGAGAUGCAAGAGAGAGGGGGGAGGAGGUGGAGAGGCAGCUGGGUGUGUUGAGGGGUGAGUUGGAGGAGAGUAGGAAGAAGGGAGAGGAGGUUGAGAAGAGGUUGGGGGAAGAGAGGGAGGCGAGAGAAGAGGCGGAGAGGGCGAGGAGGGAAACAGGGGAGGAGGUGAGGAGAAAGGAAGAGCAACUGGUGACGGAGAGAGAGGAGCGGAAGGGCGACGUGGAGCGGUUUAGAGAGGCACAGGAGCAGCUGGAGGAGAGGAGGAGGGAGGCGGAGGGUGAGGUGAUGAGAGUGAGUGAGGAAGUUGAGAGGGUGAGGAGGGAGUGUGAGGAGAGGAGGAAAGAGGCCGAGGAGAGGAGGAGGGAAGUAGAGGUGAAGAGUGAGGAGGUAAGGGUGUUGAAGGGUGCAGUAGAGGCGUUAAGGGAAAAGGAGGAAGUAUUGAGAGGGAAGGUGGAGGAGUUGGGGAGAGAGGUGGAGCGAGUGAGGGGGGAGUUGGAGGGAGUGAGAGGGGAGAGGGAGGAGGGGAGGAAGAGAGAGGAGGAGCUGAGGGCGCAGUUAGAAGCAGCGAAGGUGGAAGCUUCCGGGAAGCAAGCAGAGCUGGUGGCGCGAGUUGAAGAGGCGGUGAGAGGGAGAGAGGCGGCGGAGAGAGAAGGGGAGGAGAGGGGGAGGGAGAGAGAUGAGGUGAGGGAAGCACUGUGGAAGGAGAAGGGGAGGGUGGAGGUGGGGGAGGAGAGAGUGAGGGGGCUGGAGAGGGAGGUGGAGGAGGUGAGGAGGGGGAGGGAGGAGAUGGGAAUGAGGGUGGAGCAGCUAGAGAAGAGGUUGGAAGAAGCUGGUGCUGAGGUGGCGGCAGCUCAGGCUGAUGUGGCGAAGCGUGUGGAUGAGGUGGCGAGGCUGAAGGCUGAGGUGGAUAAGGGGGGGGUUGAGCUGGAUGGUGUGAGGAAGGAGUUGGAGAGGGAGAGAGAGCAGCACAGGGAGGCACGGGAAGGCCUAGAGGGGUUGAGGGAGCAGCAUGGGAAGCUGCAGGGGGAGAAAGAGGGUCUAGCUGGCUUGCACGCAAAGCUGGAGGAAGAGCAGAGAGAGUUGAAGGGGCGGUGGGAGGAGGUGGGGAGGGAGAGGGAGGAGGAGCGAGUAAAACAUGCAGCUGCUUUGGCACGGUUGGAAGGGCUGCAGAGGGAGUUAGAGGGGUUGAGAGAGAGCGAGGAGGCGAGGAGGAGAGAGGUGGAGGAUUUGAGAGAAAGAGUGAGUGAGGCAGGGAGGGAGUUCGCAGAAUGGAAGAGCAAAAGUGCUGAGCUGGAAGAGGGGAAGAGCCAGCUCAGCGCCAGGCUGGCACAGGUAGAAGCUGACCUGGCAGCAUCGCUGGCAGCUGCUAAAUUGGCAGCAGCAGAGGAGGCGGAGCGGGUGAGGGAAGAGGUCCGGGUGGCUCGGGCCGAGGCUGAUCAGCUUCGGGGAGAGGUGGUUCGGCAGACAGCCGAGGCUGAGGCUCGGGAAGAAGCGCGGAGAGUGUGGGAGGGGAAGUAUCGGGAGGCAGUGGCAGAAGGGGAGGGGAGGAAGCAGGAAGCAGAGAAGUCAGCUGCUGAGCUGGAUAAGAUGAAAGCUGAGCUGGCGGUGGCCAUGGGUGAGGUGGCAGUGGUGUCAGCUGCGCUGGCAACCGCAAAGGUUGAGACUGAGGGGGUGAGGAAGAAACAGGAGGAGGCAGAGAGGGAGGUGCAACUGGUGCAGGUGCAACUGAGAGAUGCGAAGGGGGAAGUGGAGGUGGCAAAACGAGGGAUAGUAGAGGCAAGGAGUCUUGGGGAUGGGGAGAAGGGAAAGGCAGAGAGCGCUCUGAAGCAAGCAGCAGCGGCGUGGGAGGAGGUGGGGAGGUGGAAGGGGCAGGCAGAGAGGAGCAAAGCGGAUGUGGAGUUGCUAGAGAGGGAAGUCAAGGCGCAGGAGGGGAAGAUAGAGGCUCUGAGAGGGGAGGUGAGAGAGAGGGAGAGUGAGCUGGCGCUGCUGCAGCAGGAGGUGGAGAGAGUGAGAAAGGAGAUGGAGGAAGUGAGUGUGAGGGAGGAGGAGGUGGCAGUAACGGUAAAUAGGGCGGUGAGGGCGAGAGAGAGGGUGGAGGAGAGAGUGAGGGAGGUGGAGGGGGAGGUGGAGAGAGUGAGGGGGGAGAAGGGGAGGAUGGAGGAGGAGCUGGUGAGUGUGAGGGUGAGGAUUGGGGAGGCGGAGAGGGAAGUGGAAGAGUUGAGCAAGGAGAGGGAGGAGAGGGGGCAAGAGGUCGAAGAUUUGAAGGGGAAGCUGGAAGAAGGGCUCACUGAGGUGGCAGCGCUCCGUGCUGACCUGGCUGCUGUCCAAUCCGAGGUGGCAAGCAAGCAGGCUGAGCUGGAGAAGCAGGCAUCUGAGCUGGCAGCAGCGAGUGGAGAGCUCGAGAAGGAGAAAGCAGCGCAUGCAGUGGUGGCUGCAGAAAUGGGAGGUAUCAAGUCUCUGUAUGCCCUGCUGCAAGAGGAGCAUGGGAGAGUGGUAUCAGAGCAGGAGAGGCUGGUAGGGGCAUAUGCGAGGGAGGUGGAGGAGAAGGGGGAGGUGAGGGCAGAGAAAGCAGCACUCGCUGCUAAGGUUGCCGAGAUGGAGGCUCGGGUUGAAGUCGUGAAGGAGGAACAGGCUCGGGCGGCUGCCGAGGCUGAGGAGGCUCGGAGCAAAGUCAAGGCCGAAGCUGAGGAGGCUCGGCUGGAGCUGGUUCGGAGGGAGGAGGAAGUGAAGCUGCUGAGGCAGCAGAGAGAGGAGGAGGUUGAAGCAUUGAAGCAGCAGCAGCAACAGCAGGAGGAGAUUCAAGCAUUGAAGCAGCAGCAGCAACAGCAGGAGGAGAUUCAAGCAUUGAAGCAGCAGCAGCAACAGCAGGAGGAGAUUCAAGCAUUGAAGCAGCAGCAGCAACAGCAGGAGGAGAUUCAAGCAUUGAAGCAGCAGCAGCAACAGCAGGAGGAGAUUCAAGCAUUGAAGCAGCAGCAGCAACAGCAGGAGGAGAUUCAAGCAUUGAAGCAGCAGCAGCAACAGCAGGAGGAGAUUCAAGCAUUGAAGCAGCAGCAGCAACAGCAGGAGGAGAUUCAAGCAUUGAAGCAGCAGCAGGCUGCAGGUGCGAAAGAUGCAACCACUUGGAAGAGAAUGGCUGACACGCAAGCUGCUGAGCUGGCAACCGUCAAGGCUGAGCUGGCAGCUGCCCAUGCUGAGCUGGCCGAAGUGAAGGUGGAACGUGAGGAUAAGGUGCGUGAGCUGGCAGCAGCUGCUGACGAAGCAGAGGCGAAGGGGAUCGCAGUGAAGGAGAGGGAGGAGAUCUGCAGCAAGCUGUCAGCUGAGCUGGAAUCGCUGAAGGCUGAGCUGGAAACUCGUAACGCUGAGCUGGCAGCGCUGACAGUAAAAGACGAGGGGAUAGCAGCGGCAGUGAGGGAGCAGAUACAGGCCCGGAGUGAAGCAGAGGGGCAGGUGAGAGAUGCGCAGAGGGAGGUGCAGCUGGUGCAGGCUCAGCUGGGGGAGGUGCGGACUGAGUGUGAGGGGUUGAAGGAGGUUAUGGAGAGGCUGGGGAGGGAGGUAGAGGAGGGGAGGAGGGUGGUGGGGGAGAGGGAGAGGGAGGUGGAACGGUUAGCGGGGGAGGUGGAGAGGGGGAGGGUUGAGGCUGCAAGGGCUGGGGGGAGAGAGGAGGUGCUGCAAGGGACAGUGGCUGCAAUGACUGCGGAGCUGGGUGCUCUGAGGAAGGAGCUUGAGGAAGAGAGGGGAAGGUUCGCCACUCGUGUUGACGCUGCUGCUGUUGCUGCUUCUGCUGACGUGGCGUCGGCUGCUGCGCUGUCGGAAUCGCUGCGUGCCAGGCUGGCAGCAGCGGAGGCACGAGAGAAGGAGCUAGAGGCGAGGGUGGGGGAGAAAGAGAGAGAGUUAGUGCAAAGGGUAGAGGAGAAAGAGCAAGAGCUGGUGAAGAAGGUAGAGGAGAGGGAACAGGAGAUGGUGAGGAGGGUGGAGGAGGAGGAGGUGAGGGCAGGAGCAGCUGUGAGAGCAGCGGAGCAGAGAGAGAAGCAGCUGGUGCAGAGGGUGGAGGAGGAGGAGGCAAAGGCGGCAGCGGCGAUGGCAGGAGGGGAGGCAGCGGUAGCAGAGGCGGGCGCUCUGAAAGCCGAGCUAGAGGCAGUGCGAGCAGAGCUGGAAGCAGCACAAGGAGAAGCGGAGGCUAGGGAAGCAGAGUUGAAGGCAGCACAAGCCGAGGCAGAGUCAACGAGGGGCGCGCUGAGAGCAGCGCAGGGAGAAGCGAAGGCAGUGCAGGCGCAAGUGGCGGUGCUGACAGCGGACGGGGAGCAGCUGAGGGACGCCUUGGGGGAGGUGAGCCGGAUGAAAGAGGCCCUGCAGGGGGAGGCGAAGGCUGUGCAGGGACAAGUGGCAGCGCUUACUGCCGAUGGGGAGCAGCUGAGGGACGCGCUGGGCGAGGUGCAGCGGCAGCUGCGCGUGAUGACCCGGCUCAAGGAGGCCCUGGAGGGCGAGGUGAGGAAGUGGCGCGAAGAGGCGGUGAUCCGACAGAAGGUGGAGGGCGAGGGGGAGAGUGGACGGGGGGAGAGAAGGGUGAGUGGCAUGUGGCGCAGUGCCAUCGAUGGCGCUCUCCUGCUGCAGCAGCACGGGCAGCAGCAUCAGCAGGGGCAGCAGCAGCAGCAGGGGCAGCGGAGGCUGGUAUCGAGCAUGUCAGUUGACAGCACCCAGCUACAGCGACAUCUGCCACAGAGCACCAGUGGAGAUGCUCUUACUCCUGCUCCACCUGCUGCUGCCCCUGCCCCAGUUAUCACCUCCACUUCAGAUGCACCUACCCCAGGCGGCACUACCACCAGCACCUUAACUGCAGCAGCUGCACCUACAGCAGCAGCAGCCUCCCCUGCCGCCUCGCUGCCACCUCGCCCCACCACUCCAGCCUCGGCUCCUCCCAAGGUCUCCCAUGGCUCCCAGCCCGUCCCACUGCUCGCCCUGCCUACUCACGCCGCUGCCUCUCCUAGUAACACCAUUGGGACGUCUCACCCAGACAACCACCCAGCUGCUGCUGCUGCUGCUGCUGCUGCUGCUGCGGAUGGCACAGCAGCAGGUGCAGGCCCAGGCCCAGGCUCAGAGCACGUGUCCGCGGAGCAGGUGAUGCUGCGUGCAGGUGCUCCAGUGGUGGGAGAAGGUGAUGUGAUUGGAGGAGGCAUUCGCCCGGAUACCGCUGCCUCCGCCCCUCACCCGGCCACUCCCGCCCCUGCCACGCCAGUCGUCCCUCCCACUGCGCCCAGCCCGCACACCAUUCCUCACUCUGCGACAGCCUCUCGCAGUGGCUCCCUCACUCCCACCCUCGGCUUCACCCAUUUCAUCCAUCGCGCAAAGACCGAGUCUAGCAAGGCCCGCCCCUCCUCAGCUGAUUUCUCCUCGGUUGUAAAAGCGGUUCGACUUGCCUCGGCCUUCCGUAGCCCUGGGAAAGGCAACGCCAGCCCUGCAGGUCAGGGAAGCCCAAGCCGGAGCCACAGGCCCGGGAGCCCAGGUACGGCGAGUGCAGGGUCGAAGGCAGGUAGUAGUGGGGGAGGGACGCUGAGGAGGAUUGGCACGGGGAUGGUGGGACGGUGGAGAGGUGGGGGUCACAGUGGUGGUUUAGCCACUGGGGUCAGUGGUGCAGAGCCCCAGGCUGAUUCAGAGGAUGUUCAGCCUGCAUCUGCACCUCACAGUCAGAGUGAUCUGCACUAGGCCUUGGUCGCAGGAAGUCAAUACUUGUGCCAAGUUUAGUUGGUAGGUUGGCUGAGUUGGUUAGCCUUACAUUGUGGUUUGUGACUUGAUACAGUGUUGGGUCGUAUGGUAGCGAAAACCCUAGUGUGACGGGUAGAAUGUAGGUCAAAUUUUUAUUGUGAUUUGAUGUAGUAUUGUAGU